AUGUUGCCUUCUCGUGAGGUCGUCGCCGCGCGCUUCGCCGCGGCGGUGAGGCAGGCCAAGUCCGAGCGGAUCCCUCCACCGCCCGGCGCAGCCUGUCGCGGCAGGCUUGCCUGCGACGUGGACCGCUCGGAGGAGGCUGAGCUGAGGAGGCUCGAGAGCGGUGCCCCUGUUACGGCAUCGGUGCAUGUGAACCUGAUCGAUGACGACGAGGCGCCACCGCAGGAGAGCGGCCGCACGCCGCUCGACGAGCUCGACGCGAUCGACGACUCCGCGCUGAUGGAGGCCGUGGAGGCUGCUGCAGCGGAGCGCAGCGGCGGCGAGGCGCCCGGGCUCGCUCCCUGGUACUCGAAGCGAGCUGCGCCUGCCGGCAGCAGCGACGACGGCGACGACGGCGCCGAGCCGAUCGAGGCGGCAAAGGCACGUCAGCCGGCGGACGACGGCGAGGACGACGAGGACGAGCUCGUGGUGGGGCCUCCGCCCAAGCAGCAGAGGGCGGCCGAGGGCGGCGUCCGGUUCGGUUGGGAGGCGGUGGCGAGCCGGGCCGGGGAGGCUGCGUUGCGCGACAAGGCGUCGUCCGCAGUGGUGCAGCAGGACGCGGUGAUGAGCUCGGUCUUUGGGGAGGCGCGCGGCGACGGCGACGAGGCGCGAGCCGCGCUGCUGGCGCAGGUCAACGAGGCUGCUCAGAAGAAUGCCCGGCUGGAGCUGCAGAGCCGCUACUGA
Molecule: messenger RNA, 720 nt
Organism: Emiliania huxleyi CCMP1516
Lineage: Eukaryota; Haptophyta; Isochrysidales; Noelaerhabdaceae
Exons: 3
Coding region: 1-720 (239 amino acids)
Source: RefSeq, a predicted model, not a curated record